UUGCAUUUCAUUCAUCCAUCAAGCAGAAAGUUUCUGCUGAAAAUGGAUUCCUUCUUUUUCAUCGCUCUCACUUUCGUGUUGAGCUUCCAUUUUGCUCAUGGAAGUGAACUACCAUCUGCCACAAGCAGUUCAAAAACAUAUAUUAUCCAUGUAAAGGGGCCACAGGGUAGGACCCUUUCUCAAUCAGAAGAUUUAGAGAGCUGGUAUCAUUCUUUCAUGCCACCUACAGUUAUGAGCUCCGAGGAACAGCCUCGAAUAAUUUAUUCAUACCGGAACGUGAUGAGUGGUUUUGCUGCAAGACUCACUGAAGAGGAGUUGAGAGCUGUGAAAGGGAAGAAUGGCUUUAUUUCUGCUCAUCCUGAAAAGGUAUUACAUCGUCAAACUACACAUACCCCAGAAUUCUUGGGGUUGCAGCCACAAACGGGAUUCUGGAAGGAAUCAAACUUUGGAAAGGGAGUAAUUGUUGGGGUGCUGGACUCUGGAAUCACGCCUGGUCAUCCAUCAUUCAAUGAUGCAGGAAUGCCACCACCACCACCCAAAUGGAAAGGGAGAUGCGAACUUAAUGCGACAUCUUGUAACAACAAACUAAUUGGAGCAAGGUCUUUCAACCUUGCGGCGAAGGCAAGGAAAGGAGAAGUGGCACCAAUUGAUGAGGAUGGACAUGGGACUCACACAUCAAGCACAGCUGCUGGUGCUUUUGUUGAUCAUGCAGAAGUAUUAGGGAAUGCCAAAGGCACAGCAGCAGGGAUUGCCCCUUAUGCUCACCUGGCAGUGUACAGAGUUUGCUUUGGAGACCACUGCCCUGAGAGUGAUAUAUUGGCAGCAUUGGAUGCAGCUGUGGAGGAUGGCGUGGAUGUAAUAUCAAUAUCCCUCGGCCUAAGGGAGCCAGCACCUUUUUUCAAUGAUAGCGCUGCAAUAGGCGCAUUUGCAGCAAUGCAGAAGGGAAUCUUUGUAAGUUGUGCAGCAGGAAACUUUGGCCCUUUUCAUGGCUCAUUAGUUAACGGGGCCCCUUGGAUUCUCACAGUUGGAGCAAGCACUAUUGACAGAAGCAUCGCAGCAACAGCAAAGCUGGGAAAUGGGCAAGAAUUUGAUGGGGAAUCUGUUUUCCAGCCUUCCAAUUUUAAUCAAGAACUGCUAUCCUUAGCAUAUGCUGGAAAGAAUGGCAAACAAGAAGCAGCAUUUUGUGCUACUGGAUCCUUGAGUGAUGUUGAUUUCAUAGGCAAGGUUGUUUUGUGUGAGAGAGGAGCGGGUACAGGAAGACUUGCCAAAGGAGAGGAAGUAAAAAGAGCAGGUGGUGCAGCCAUGAUUCUCAUGAAUGAUGAAACCAAUGGCUUCAGUCUCCCAGCUGAUGUACAUGCUCUACCUGCAACACAAGUAAGCUACGAUGCUGGACUUAAGAUCAAAGCCUACAUAAAUUCCACUGCAACACCUACAGCAACCAUUUUAUUCAAGGGAACUAUAAUUGGAAACUCCCAAUCUCCUGCUGUUUCAUCCUUCUCUUCAAGAGGUCCCAACUUGCCAAGUCCUGGCAUUUUGAAACCAGACAUCAUAGGACCAGGCGUGAACAUCCUAGCUGCCUGGCCAUUCCCCCUGAAUAACAGCACAGAUUCAAAAUCCACUUUCAACAUUAUGUCUGGUACAUCAAUGUCAUGCCCACAUCUCAGCGGCGUAGCUGCUUUGCUCAAAAGCUCUCAUCCUCACUGGUCGCCAGCUGCCAUAAAAUCUGCCAUAAUGACUUCUGCAGACAUAGUCAAUUUUGAACAGAAACUCAUUGUCGAUGAAACACUUGGCCCUGCAGAUAUCUUUGCCACAGGUUCUGGUCAUGUUAAUCCAUCAAGAGCAAAUGACCCCGGGUUAGUUUAUGAUAUCGCGCCUGAUGAUUACAUACCUUAUCUGUGUGGCUUAGGCUACGGUGAUACGGAAGUUGGGAUCAUUGCACACAGAGCAAUUAAGUGCUCUGAGACUUCAAGCAUUCCUGAAGGAGAACUCAACUAUCCCUCAUUUUCGGUUGUGCUUGGUUCCCCACAGACAUUCACAAGGACUGUGACAAAUGUGGGGGAUGCCAACUCAUCGUAUGUUGUCAUGGUUACGGAACCAAAAGGGGUUGUUGUUAAGGUGCAACCAAAUAAACUUUAUUUUUCAGAAGCGAACCAGAAAGAGACAUAUUCAGUGUCAUUCAGCCGUAUAGGGUCGGGUAAUGAAACUGCAGAAUAUGCUCAAGGGUUUUUACAAUGGGUCUCUGCCAAACACACUGUAAGGAGCCCUAUCUUGGUCAUUUUUUCAUAAGACAAUAACGUUAGCAAGCACCACGCAGUACUACAAAGGGACCAGUGUAAUGGUUAGAUAGUUGCUUUGCCAGCUACAACUGGUAUUAAGUGGCAAAUUUCAAUCAUACCACAGCAUUUUCUUUCUAUUUUCAUUCCAUCAAUGCAUAAGGAAAAUUAAGGAAAAAGGUAUAUGAUUUUCCACCUUUA
Messenger RNA from Cajanus cajan (pigeon pea), 2474 nucleotides. The record is from RefSeq and is a predicted model, not a curated record. NCBI's taxonomy places the organism in Eukaryota, Viridiplantae, Streptophyta, Magnoliopsida, Fabales, Fabaceae.